UAUCCUGUGGCGCGCAGGGGCGGUUCUCACCGCACUGUCUAGGCGAUUUGUGCCCUCGCGUCUCCCUCCGAGCCGGUCGCGUGGCCUGUGGCACGUGCAGUGGGCGGGGCGGGACUCCCGGCCGGUCCGCCCAACGCUGCCCUCAGUGCCUAGCUGUGGUCGCCACUCUCCUCAGUCCUGCACCACCGGCCCUGGCCCUUUCUCCCUCGGACUUAUUUUCUGAGAGGAAGAGGGUGUCCCCUGCUUGGCACCCCGGGAAUUGGGAGCUUCCCCUCACCGUUUGCCUACCUGAGCUCUGUGGACUUUAGGCCUAGUAGCUCAGACCUCUUGCUUCAAAAGAGCAAAAAGCCUUGCCACGCCCUGCGCAAUGCUCGGGCUGCUGGUCCAGAGAGGAUUAGUGAUCUACCUGUGCUUUUUCAAGGGAGCUGAUAAAGAGCUUCUUCCCAAAAUGGUUAAUACACUGUUAAAUGUGAAAUUAAGUGAAACAGAAAAUGGCAAGCGUGUCUCUGUAUUGGAUCUACCUGGCAACAUUCUUAUCAUCCCUCAAGCCACCCUUGGGGGGAGAGUAAAAGGAAGAAGCAUGCAGUAUCACUCUAACUCUGGAAAAGAAGAGGGGUUAGAACUUUAUUCCCAAUUUGUGACUCUCUGUAAAAAAGAAUUAGCUGCUAACAGCAAGUGUGCUGAAGCUGGGGUUGUGGUGGAACAUGGCACUUACGGCAACAGGCAGGUGUUAAAGCUCGACACCAAUGGACCAUACACACACCUAAUUGAGUUUUGAAAAAUUAAAAGUUUCUACAGUUGUAAUUAGAUUCUCUUCCCCUUCUGCUUGAGUACGCUAAUCUGCAGCAUUUUUAGACAAGAAAAUCCUGGGUCCCAUCCAUACCUCUGCAGCCUGCUACUUGGAUGACCUCGCCACAUCACCUAAACUCUGGAUCUCAGUCACCUUCCAUCCUGCUUUCCCCUAAACUCACACUCAAAAUUUUGAAAAAUGCCUUGUAUUCGCUUUAUGGUCAUUGAUAAGAACAUGGAAAUGUUUUUAGAGAGCUGUAUUUAAGCAUUUUGCAAUUAAGCAUUUUGUGCAAUCAAGAAAAAUAUGUUUCUUAUACCCUCAAAUGUAUGUAAUAUGUAGUAAAAGUCACUAUUUGUGUUACGAUUAUAAUUUUGUCAAUUUGGUUUUAGUAUUUCAGAUUUCCAUAUUUUGAAUGAAAGAAUAUGCAAUUUACUAUUCCUUCUAAUAAUAUCUAUAAAAAUAUAAUACAGAAAUGUUAUUGUACAUUUUAAUAUUAUUUUCCAAGGACAUCCAAGUGCUUUAAAUUAUUUUAAGAAUCUUUAGUUGAUAUAACAAUAAGGUAUGGGGGACUAAAAGUUGUUUUUAUUUAAUAUAUUAAUGGCUUAAUAUUCUGUUUCUCAGUUUUUUACCAAAACAAUGUGUGUUGCAUUUUCUGUCUUUGGUUUUUAAAAGUUACUGUUUCAUUAAAUUAAUGUUCAUAAAUUUUUUUAGGAAGUUCCUUUCUUGUUGGUUUAGAUUGCUAUAAAAGGAAUAAAAGGAAUAAAAAGGGAAGCUGUCUACUGGAAUGAUUUGAAAACAAGUUGACUUGUUCAUUUCCAUUUUAUCGACUUAAUGAUUUGGAGCCAGUAUCAUUUUUUCUAUUAGUGUAUUUUUGUGUCCUGCCCCCACCCCAAAAUUCAUAUGUUGAAGUCCUCCAAUGUGAUGGUAUUUGCACAUGAGGCCUUUGGAAGGUAAUCAGGGUUGAUAGAGCACGAGAGUGGGGCCCUUAUGAUGGGAUUAGUGUCCUCAUAAGAAGAAACACCAGAGAACUUGCUCACCCUUUCUCUGCCCACCAUGUGAGAAUGCAGUGAGAAGGGAGCCAUUUACAAGCCAGGAAGAUAACCCUUACCAGAAACCGUGCUGGCACCCUGAUCUUGAACUUCUAGCCUCCAGAGCUGUAAGAAAAUAAGUUUCUGUUGUUUAAGCCACCAUAAGUCUAUGGUAUUUUGUUCUAACAGCCCAAGCUAAGACAGUCACAUAAGAUAAACAUCUAAUAAGGUAGACUUUUCAAAGCCAAGAGAGGAAGAUAUACAAGAAAUUGAAAGAAUAAAUGAAUCAAUAAAAGGUAAUG
Molecule: messenger RNA, 2120 nt
Organism: Delphinapterus leucas (beluga whale)
Lineage: Eukaryota; Metazoa; Chordata; Mammalia; Artiodactyla; Monodontidae
Source: RefSeq, a predicted model, not a curated record